This is a messenger RNA of Patella vulgata (common limpet), 2798 nucleotides long. Its product is annotated as synaptic vesicle glycoprotein 2C. Gene Ontology annotation, molecular function: transmembrane transporter activity. Gene Ontology annotation, biological process: transmembrane transport. The record is from RefSeq and is a predicted model, not a curated record. The transcript has 12 exons. Gene Ontology annotation, cellular component: membrane. Lineage: Eukaryota; Metazoa; Mollusca; Gastropoda; Patellidae. Bases 115 to 1668 code for a protein of 517 amino acids.
AUUUUGAAUGACAAGUUGAUACGCUAUGCUGUAUAACAGAAAACAGCAAAACUUAAGCGUAAGACAGAAAAAGGACAGGGUAUUCAGUUGAUAAGACACGUGCCGGAUAUAAGAAUGGCAAUAGAUGAUGAUAAAGACAUUGUAAAGCAAGAUGGAGAAUAUGUAUAUGAAGCUGUUAUUAAUACCAUUGGUUACGGAAAAUUCAGCGUUUUUCUCUUUUUGUUCUGCUGUUUGGCUGCAAUGGCUGAUGCCAUAGAAAUACUGUCACUGUCGAUGGUAAUGUCGACUGCUGUGUGUGACCUUAACCUCACAACUUUUAUUAAAGGUUGGAUCGAUGCAUCUGUUUUCAUAGGAAUGUUUUUUGGGGGUUUAAUAUGGGGGCCUAUUGGUGAUAUCACUGGUAGAAGAACAGCUUUAUUAGCAUCUCUUAUGGUUAACUGGGUGUUUGCCUUGACGUCCAGUUUUGUUUUCGGCUAUAGAGAAUUUCUGGCUCUUCGAAUUUUAAGUGGCUGUGGUAUCGGUGGCAGUGUUCCUGUUAUAUUUAGUUAUUUUGCCGAAUUUCAACAAAAGAGUCAUCGAGGUACUAUGUUAAGUGUCCUAACUUUAUUGUGGAUGAGUGGUAAUGUUGUCGAAUCUGGAUUAGCUUGGAUAAUUCUUCCAGACCAAGUGGGAUUUACAACAUCUGUGAUUGACUAUAGAGGAUGGAGAUUGUUUAUAUGUCUGUGUGCUGUUCCAAGUUUCGUCUCUUUUAUAGCAUUUAUAUUUAUGCCAGAAAGCCCCAAGUAUCUUCUACAGCAAGGUAAGGAAGAUGAAGCAAUACAAAUUUUACAGAAAAUAUACAAAAUGAACAACGGAAAAGAAUUAUUCGAGAUAAAGAAACUAAUUAUUGGUGAUACAGAAAAAGAUCAACUUAUUAAUAAUACAACAGACACCAUACCAAACAAGAGUUCAAAUGUUUGUCUAUUUUCAAGGUUUUUCAGCACAAUAAAAGCCAUUUUUAGAAAGUUGGCCUCAUUAUUUAACAGACACUAUGCAUUAAAAACUAUACUUCUGUCAAUAAUAUCUAGUACAUUUUCAUUCGGUUAUUACGGAAUGUUUAUGUGGUUUCCUGAGUUAUUUUCAAGAUCUGAAAAUAGUGUGGGCUCUGUUUGUAGCUACAAACAAACAACUAAUGUGACCGACAGUUCAAUUAUAGAUGAUCCUGAUUGUUCUGGACCACCUAAUAUUGUUUAUAUACAAACAUUUAUUAUCAUGACUGCUUCAUUGGUUGGCUCUAUAUUACCAAUCAUUUUAUUAGACAAAAUUGGUCGUAAUAUUCUACUUCGAGUUAUGUUGACAAUUUUCGGUUCAUCCAUCUUUUUCUUGUGGUUAGCAAGAAGUACAAACAGUAUUCUUAUUAUUAGCUGUGUGUUUACGUUCUGCUCUACGGCAAUCUGGUGUAUUCUGGAUAUUCUGCCCUUGGAAAUGUAUCCAACAGAAUUAAGAUCAACUGCUAUGGGGGCUAUACUGGCUUUUGUUCGAUUGUUCGCUACACUAGCUAAUGUGACAUUUGGCACAUUAAUGGACAGUAACUGUUCUGUUAUUAUAUUGCUAACAUCAGGACUUGCACUUAUUGGUGGACUAGCAUCUUUAAAACUAACAGAUAUGACAAAAAAAGAUAUAAAUUAAAUAGUAUGCCCUACCUCCUGCUAGACAUUUCCUAUUAACGCUAUAUUAUUUUUCUAUAGUUUAGUUUUUCUGCCUCCUAUAGCAUCACUGAAAUCAGAUGCAAUUAGAGGGUUUGCAGGCCUAACUAACUCAAGAAUAUUUCUGCAUUUAGUAUAAUUUUUGUACAGUUUUAAUUUUAACCUUUAGUACUGAUUUUGACAUUAUUAUUAUUUAAAAAGUAGAUAAAUGCUAUUUUUGAAGAUUGGAAACUUACUUCAGUUACCGGUACAUUGAAUGAAGAUGUCAUAAUGCUCAUUGGAAAAUGCUGAUAAAGAACUUCAACCACAGUACUGUGAAAUACGUUCCCAGAAAAGUAUUUAUCUGGUGGUUAUUUCCAAUAAAAGUGUGGCAUUUUCGUAUAUAUGGAAAGUAAAAAUAUCCAAUCUUACUAGAAAAUACUGGAUUCCCCGAAAAACACUCAUGGAGCGCAUACAGGACACACAUGUAAGGGUUUCCCAAAUCGACAGCCCUACGAUUAGGAAUGCCUGCUCGCGUGACGUCAAAGGUUGAGCGCUUGAUGUACAUGUUGAUAAAUUUUAUGAAGAGUUAGACGUACAACACUUUUGGAGAUAAAAAUUACGGAAAAAGACGUGGACAGUGGAUAAUCCGAGAAUUUAAUUAUGCAAUGUGUAUGCAAUGAAUUCUCCUCCGACUUCGCACCCGUUGCUAGGUAGUUCGUCAGCGAAGUCACGUGACACAAACAUAACCUCUUUUAAUAUUUUUUUUUUUUUUUUAUAGCGGGGAUAUUCCAUCGCGUAAACAUUGUUUUGAGAAGGAUUUGAAGCAAAAUUUGGAUAGAUUAAUUAGUUUGAAUAUGUUUUUAGUUCAAAUACAUCACAAAAUCACACAUCUUGUACACGGGAACGUAUCUUUAAGGGUAGGUGGGGAAAGGAUAAAAGUGUCGGGCAAAACACUCAACACACACCAUAGUUCAGCUCUAUGAGACCUAGGUUCAGAGCUGAACUACAUACACCACAGCGUUUUCAUAUCCCCUAUGUAUUGUCUGUCUAUUGUGCAUAAUAAUUCUUUAUCACCUUCAACGUAAUAUUUAUUUAUGCGUUCACUAAUAAAUUAUUUAUGGCUCAAACAAA